AGAAGCUCACAUAUUCAUGAAUAGAGAAAAAACACACACACAAAAAAAAAAAAAAAAGGGAGGGGAACAAGGGUAACUGAAAGAAUGGCAUUUUCAUGCUCUUCCAUUCUCCUACUACUUUUAGUCCUGCUUUCAGCUUCAUGGGCAACUUCAACUUCGAUUCAAGAAGACUUCAUCCAAUGCCUUGAUGACAACUCUGAGCAUGUCAUUCCCAUCUUUACUGUUUGCGCCCAAACCAACUCUUCAUUUACUUCUAUCCUAAACUCCACUGCACAAAACCUCAGGUGCUUGAUGCCUUCCGUGCCAAAGCCCGAAUUUAUCUUCACACCUUUGAAUGAAUCUCAUGUUCAAGCUGCUGUCAUUUGUGCCAAAAAGCUUGGAAUUCACCUGAGAUUUCGCAGCGGAGGCCAUGACUAUGAGGGCCUCUCUUAUGCAUCUCAAAUUGAGACACCUUUCAUUAUGUUAGACCUUGCCAGACUUCGAGCCAUCAACGUCGAUAUCGACGACAACAGUGCGUGGGUUCAAGCUGGUGCCACUGUGGGUGAAGUUUAUUACAGAAUCUCUGAGAACAGCAAGACUCAUGGCUUCCCUGCUGGUCUUUGCUCAAGCCUAGGCAUUGGUGGACACAUAACUGGAGGUGCAUACGGCUCCAUGAUGAGAAAGUAUGGUCUUGGUGCUGACAAUGUCCUUGAUGCCCGAAUUGUUGAUGUUAAUGGCAAAAUUCUUGACCGAGCAGCCAUGGGCGAAGAUUUUUUUUGGGCAAUUAGAGGAGGUGGAGGAGCAAGCUUUGGUAUCAUCCUCGCGUGGAAGAUAAAGCUGGUUCCUGUUCCAGAAACCGUGACUGUCUUCACUGUUCCAAAGACUUUGGAACAAGGUGCCACAAAGAUCCUGUACAGAUGGCAACAAGUUGCAGACAAGCUUGAUGAGGAUCUUUUCAUUAGAGUCAUCCUUCAAGCGAGCAAAGCAGGCCAGAAAGGAGAGAGAACAGUGACAACAGCCUACAAUGCCCUGUUUCUUGGAGAUGCUGAGAGGCUCCUCCAAGUAAUGAACCAAAGCUUCCCGGAAUUGGGUUUGACCCAAAAAGACUGUAUUGAAACAAGCUGGAUCAAAUCUGUGCUUUACAUCGCCGGAUUCCCGAGUGAAACACCUCCGGAAGUUCUACUAGAAGGAAAGUCACUAUUCAAGAAUUAUUUCAAAGCCAAAUCAGACUUUGUGCAACAACCUAUCCCUGAAACCGGUCUUGAGGGGCUAUGGAAAAGGUUGUUGGAAGAGGACUCUCCGUUAAUGAUAUGGAAUCCUUAUGGGGGAAUGAUGGCCAACAUUUCAGAAUCUGCAAUUCCUUUCCCUCACAGAAAAGGUAACUUAUUCAAAAUACAGUACGUGACCUCAUGGUUUGAGGGAAGCAAGGAGGCCAACACAAAGCACAUGGAUUGGAUUAGGGGGGUGUAUGACUACAUGGGUGCUUAUGUUCCCUCAUCUCCCAGGGCUGCAUAUGUCAAUUAUAGGGACCUUGAUUUGGGAAUGAACCACAACACCAACAGUAGCUUCAGUGAGGCUAGUGUUUGGGGAGCUAAGUAUUUCAAGGGUAACUUCGAAAGAUUGGUAAAAGUGAAAAGCAAAGUUGAUCCAGACAACUUCUUCAGGCAUGAGCAGAGCAUUCCGGCAGUCCUGGACGAAGCCUAGGCCAGAGCCAGAUCGAUUGGAGGCUUUAUCCUUGUUUAAUUAAUGUUUUCCCAGAAAGAGGAAUAAGACAGGUUAAUUAUUGUAUAUGCGUGUUUCCUCCUAGUACUAUAAAGUUUUGUUCUCGUUUGGUCUUUAUCUUCAGCUUCGCCACCGCCACCGGCAAUUACGUUGGCACUAGAAUUUUUCAGCUAAUUAAAUGAAUGUGAAUUGAUUUCUGUUUGACAAAUCGAGGCCUCAAUUUUAUUACCAUUACCUAACUCUUUGCCACUGCAGAGACUGUACCAAACAUACGGUGCAUCUACUAUUGGCCAUCCUAUUGGCUAUUGCU
Durio zibethinus is the source of this 2011-nucleotide messenger RNA. NCBI's taxonomy places the organism in Eukaryota, Viridiplantae, Streptophyta, Magnoliopsida, Malvales, Malvaceae. The record is from RefSeq and is a predicted model, not a curated record.